AUGUAUCGACAAUUAUUUUUUGCUCGAUCAAAACUUCUUAAUAUAAAUAUAAAUGGACGAUCUCAAAUAUUAUGUUUAUCAUCAUUACAAUCCGAAUGGAGUAAAUUAGCAACAAAACAAUUAAAAAAAAUUCCAUUAGAUUCGCUCAAUGUAAUAACACAUGAAGGAAUUAAAUUAAAACCAUUAUAUACAUCAGAAGAUGUUAAAGGAAAAGAAGAAAUUCCCGGUGCAUAUCCAUAUACUCGUGGUCCAUAUCCAACAAUGUAUGCUCAACGACCAUGGACUAUACGUCAAUAUGCUGGUUUUAGUACAGUUGAAGAAUCAAAUCGGUUUUAUCGAGCUAAUUUAGCUGCUGGUCAACAAGGUCUUUCAGUUGCAUUUGAUUUAGCUACACAUCGUGGUUAUGAUUCUGAUAAUGAACGUGUUAGUGGUGAUGUUGGAAUGGCUGGUGUUGCUAUUGAUACUGUUGAAGAUAUGAAACAAUUAUUUGAUUCAAUACCUCUUGCAAAUAUUUCAGUAUCAAUGACUAUGAAUGGAGCUGUUUUACCUGUUCUUGCUAUGUAUGUUGUUGUAGCUGAAGAACAAGGAGCAAAACAAGAUCAAUUAACUGGAACAAUUCAAAAUGAUAUUUUAAAAGAAUUUAUGGUUCGUAAUACAUAUAUUUAUCCACCUGAACCAUCAAUGAGAAUAAUAGCGGAUAUAUUUCGAUAUACAUCAAAACAUAUGCCUCAUUUUAAUUCAAUUUCAAUAAGUGGUUAUCAUAUGCAAGAAGCUGGUGCAACAGCUGCACUUGAAUUAGCUUAUACUAUUGCUGAUGGUCUUGAAUAUUGUCGAACUGGUAUAAAAGCUGGUUUAAAUAUAGAUGAUUUUGCUCCACGACUUUCUUUUUUUUGGGGUAUUGGAAUGGAUUUUUAUAUGGAAAUAGCAAAACUUCGAGCAGCUCGUCGUUUGUGGGCUAAUUUAAUGAAAGAAUAUUUUUCACCUAAAAAAGCUCAAUCAAUGAUGUUACGUUGUCAUUGUCAAACAUCUGGAUGGUCAUUAACAGCACAAGAUCCAUAUAAUAAUAUUAUUCGUACAACAUUAGAAGCAUUAUCAGCUGUUUUUGGUGGUACACAAUCUUUACAUACAAAUUCAUUUGAUGAAGCACUUGCAUUACCUUCAGUUCAAAGUGCAAGAAUUGCAAGAAAUACUCAAAUUAUUUUACAAGAAGAAACAGGAAUUCCUAAGGUUAUUGAUCCUUGGGCUGGAUCUUAUAUGAUGGAAUCAUUAACUGAUGAAAUUUAUUCAAAAGCUCGAGAAUUAAUAAAUGAAGUUGAACAAAUGGGUGGAAUGGCUAAAGCUAUUAUUGCUGGUGUACCAAAAUUAAAAAUAGAAGAAUGUGCAGCUAAACGACAAGCUAUGAUUGAUGAUGGAAAAGAAACAAUUGUUGGUGUUAAUAAAUAUAAAUUAGAAAAAGAAGAAGUUAUUCAAGUUCUUCAAAUUGAUAAUCAACAAGUUCGACAACAACAAAUUGAAAAAAUAAAAAAAGUUAAACAACAACGUAAUCAAUCAAAGGUUGAUCAAUGUCUCGAAAAUCUUCGAGAAAUAGCUCGUGAUACAUCUGCUUCAGGAAAUUUAUUUCAAGCAAGUAUUGAAGCAUCACGAGCUCGUUGUACACUUGGAGAAAUCUCACAAGCAUUAGAAGAUGUUUUCUCUCGUCAUCUUGCUGAUUCACGUUUUGUUAGUGGAGCAUAUAGAAAAGCUUUUAAUCAAGGAAAAAAUAAUGAUGAACUUCAACAAGUUAUUGAUCGAGUUGAAAAAUUUGCUAAAAUUGAUGGUCGUCGUCCUCGAAUACUCGUUGCAAAAAUAGGACAAGAUGGACAUGAUCGAGGAGCUAAAGUUAUUGCAUCUGCUUUCAGUGAUCUUGGAUUUGAUGUUGAUAUUGGACCUUUAUUUGCUACUCCAUCAGAAGUUGCAUUACAAGCAAUAGAUGCUGAUGUUCAUAUUGUUGGCAUAAGUACUUUAGGUGCUGGACAUAAAACAUUAGUACCUGAAUUAAUUAAAAAAUUAAAUGAAUUAGGUCGACGUGAUAUUGUUGUUACUGUUGGUGGAGUUAUUCCACCUCAAGAUCAUCAACAAUUAUAUGAUCAAGGUGUUAAACUUAUAUUUGGACCAGGUACACGUAUUCCUGAAGCUGCUAUGCAAAUUCUUGAUCAUAUUGAAAAAACAUUUACUUCAACAAACAAAUCAAAAUAA
Molecule: messenger RNA, 2235 nt
Organism: Rotaria sordida
Lineage: Eukaryota; Metazoa; Rotifera; Eurotatoria; Philodinida; Philodinidae
Source: the annotation of a GenBank genome assembly